GUGGUGGCGAGUCCGACGUCAAAUUACCACCGCAGACUUCAUUGCGGCCAAAUACAACUACCCGCACGGUCCAAGUCUGCCCAGGAGAAUGGAGUCACCAAGGUCAAACCAUCAUCCACUCGUCUCACUUUCUGCACUGAGAGGCAUGUCCCCAAGCUGGGCGUGAUGCUUGUCGGCUGGGGAGGGAACAACGGGACGACCGUGACGGCCGCCGUCCUGGCCAACAAGCUCGGCCUGACCUGGAUGACCAAAGUGGGCCAAAAGCGUGCCAACUACUACGGUUCCCUCUUGCAAGCGUCCACAGUCUGCUUGGGCAAUGGCCCCGCUGGCGAAGUCUACAUCCCCUUCUGUGAUCUGCUCCCCAUGGUGCAUCCCAAUGAUAUUGUCUUUGAUGGCUGGGAUAUCUCCUCCUUGAACCUGGCUGAUGCCAUGUGCAGGGCCCAAGUCUUGGACUGGCCGCUGCAGGAGCAACUCCGGCCAUACAUGGAGAGCAUGAAGCCCCGGCCAUCCAUCUACAUCCCUGAGUUCAUUGCAGCAAACCAGGAGGAACGGGCUGACAAUGUGCUGAUGGGGACCAAAGCUGAGCAGGUGGCCCAAAUCCGUCGUGAUAUCCGUGACUUCAAGAACAGCAGUGGGGUGGCCAAAGUCAUCGUUCUUUGGACAGCAAACACUGAGCGUUUCUGCGACGUCAUGCCUGGCAUGAACGACACGGCCGAAAACUUACUCCAAGCCAUUGAGUCUGGUCGGGAAGUGUCCCCAUCCACCCUCUUCGCUGUGGCCAGCAUCCUGGAGGGCUGCCCCUAUAUCAACGGGUCCCCCCAGAAUACCUUUGUGCCCGGAGCCAUCGAACUCGCCACCCAACACCAAGUCUUCAUUGCUGGGGACGACUUCAAGUCUGGUCAGACAAAACUCAAAUCUGUCCUGGUGGAUUUCCUCGUCAGCUCCGGGAUUAAGCCGGUCUCCAUUGUUAGCUACAACCACCUGGGCAACAACGACGGGCGCAAUCUCUCAGCUCCGGCCCAGUUUCGUUCCACCUGA
Sceloporus undulatus (fence lizard) is the source of this 1038-nucleotide messenger RNA. RefSeq names its product inositol-3-phosphate synthase 1 (gene ISYNA1). Gene Ontology annotation, cellular component: cytoplasm. The annotation marks the transcript as partial. Gene Ontology annotation, biological process: inositol biosynthetic process; phospholipid biosynthetic process. Lineage: Eukaryota; Metazoa; Chordata; Lepidosauria; Squamata; Phrynosomatidae. The record is from RefSeq and is a predicted model, not a curated record. Gene Ontology annotation, molecular function: inositol-3-phosphate synthase activity. The transcript is spliced from 8 exons.